Messenger RNA from Exophiala xenobiotica, 850 nucleotides. RefSeq lists its product as uncharacterized. The record is from RefSeq and is a predicted model, not a curated record. The transcript is spliced from 2 exons. NCBI's taxonomy places the organism in Eukaryota, Fungi, Ascomycota, Eurotiomycetes, Chaetothyriales, Herpotrichiellaceae. Bases 403 to 780 code for a protein of 125 amino acids.
CAGUCAUCUUCCGGGGCAGGGCACCAGGGCCACUGCUGCCUGGCGUGUUACUUGUUUUCGAUAACCUGCCCAUAAUGGCUCCGUCCCGUUCCUCCGAUCAUGACAUCGGCACGACCCUUGACUCUACUUUGUCUGCUUAGCCUUGUUCAAUUGAGAGCCGCACGGCCACAAUCUCGUCCUCCUACCUGCGCCUGGUGCAUCGCACAGUUGGGCAGCUCUCCAAGCUAAGUAUCGCGAUGUUGCGCGAUUUAUCGCAGGUGAUUUGGACAAGUGCUGGUCUCGAAGACAAUUUGAUGCCGGUCAUGUCGAGACAACUCGUUGUAUAUCAAUCGACACGCCCCAGUGGCUGCCUCUGCCCUCACUACACAGUUCAAGCUAGCUGCGUGAGAUUGGUUUGCUUCGAUGAGUCCAUUCAGAGCCGUAGUCAGCGGCAUUGCUACCAUCUGGGACCAUGUCUUCACCGGUUUUUUAUCUUUGACCUACGCCUUGCUCAAUGGACUGCAAGCCUGUGGGCACUUCCUAGCCCAUCCGAUACUUUGGGUCCGACGACGUACGACUACACAGCUUCCCAUUCCCCAAGAUGACAUCGUGUCGCCUUCUUCUGGAUCUUCCGACUUAAGUAUGGUAACGAACCGCACUGGCCGCACUUCACCAACGUUUUCACCACCCGGUUCACCACCUCCGCCACUUGAUCCCAGCAAUACCAGGGACAUUCGUGGCAUAGGCGAUCGAUUCCAGGAGCCUCCCUUUCCCGGUUAUCAGAAUAUGGCCCCCAAUUAGUCAAGGGUUUCAAGACGCUUCCCAGUACGGAGUAGUUGGUGGUGAAUUCUCAAAUGGCCAGACUUCCAGG